AAGUAGAAAAAAUAGAAGACUGACAAUUUAAAAAACUGAACUGCGAGUGUUCGUUAAUUAUAGUAAACAUUUUUUUUACUGCUCAGUAAAAAUAGCUAAGAAGAAUACACGAUUUAAAAUAAUCAAAUUUUUAUGCCUUAGAAGUUCGAAACAUUGUGACGUCAUUGUCGACGCAAUUACCACUAAAAACAUAUGCCUCGAUAAACGCGUUACUAAUAAACUCGGAUUAUUUGACGCAGGAAGACGUGUUUACGCACAUUUGGGCAAGCGAAAGUGGUUUAUUCCAUUAAAAUUGACUGAGUGACACAAUCAGUAACGUUUCGGCGUUUCAUCUAGCUUCCCGCUUAGCUUAGCUUGAUAGCUGCUAACAAAGAACAGCGGAAGUUCGUGCACAAAGUGUGUUAAAAUGUGCAAAGUGGAAAUACUGAAAGCGUUGCUGAACCGGCGACUGAGUGCGGCAGUGGAAGAAAUAUUUGGACUUUUUGCCAGAACCAUAGCAGAGUACGAGGAGGAACUUUGUCGAACAAAAGGGGAGAACGAGCGACAACGUCGAUUGCUGAACGCUGUUUUAAGGCCUCGAGAUGAAUCACACACGACAGACGUGAUUGAAGAACCGCCCAACGUUAAAAAAGAAGAAGAGGAGACCAACAUUGCUGAGUUGCCAGUAACUCCUGUUUCUUUAAAAAUUGAGGAUGACCGUCACUGUCCAUUGGCGCAGACCACAUGGCCGCAGCCUCCAACCAACACCCCGACAGAAACUGAUGGAAACCAACACGCAGAACCAACAGCAGACACCUUCUCCACACUACCGCCAAAGCACGACGAUAGAACAUUGCACCCUGAAAGUGGUUUAUCGCAGCACAUCAACAGCAAACACUUCAAGUGUCCUCAAUGUGACAAAACAUUCGGCACCAAGUAUACACUGACCAGACACAUGAAAAGUCACACCGCUAGUAAAGAACAUUGGAAAUGUUCUCAGUGCGGGAGAACACUUGGCGAUAGGAGGAACCUGAGAAGACACAUGAUGGUUCACACGGGGGAGAAACCAUUUCUGUGCACAAUUUGUGGGAAAAGAUUCUCCCAGAAGACCAAUUUGAUGACGCACACAAGAACGCACACUGGCGAGAAGCCGUUUUCCUGCUCGCUCUGCGGUAAACGUUUCGGGGAUCGUUCGGCGUUGAUUCAACACAAGAAAACGCACAAUGGGAGAGGGAAUUUUGCCUACUCUGCGUACAAUCCUGGUUUUAAUAUUCGUCCAACUUUGGGCCAACACAUGAGAACGUACACUGGGCAGAAACCAUCUGUGCAUCAUGCGAACAGUCAGCAGGUCAUACCCUUGUUUAGCUUAAUAUCGGCUAUCAAAUGUGCAUAUUUCUUAUCACCGUGUUUACCUUCUCAUGAUUACGUGGGGAAAAUGUGUAAAGUGGAAAUGCUGAAAGCGUUGCUUAACGCGCGAUUAAAUACGGCCGUUGAAGAAGUUUUUGUAGUGUUUGCCAGAACCAUAGCAGAUUACGAGGAGGAACUAUCUCGUUCAAAACAGGAGAACGAGCGACAACGUCAACUGCUGCACACUGUUUUUAGGCCUCGAUAUGAAGCACACUCUGCAGAGGUCAGUGGAGAAGUCAUUCCACCUGAGCAGCUGGAGUGGAAGUCAAUGGUGGAACAGCAAGACCCCGAACCCCUCCAUUAUCUAGAAGAAGAGGUUGCAGAUACCUACCAAGUUAAAAAAGAAGAGGAUGGAGAGCGUCUUCCAUCUCCGAAGAUGCAAUUUCCUUAUGUCGUGGUGAAGAGUGAAUACAAUGAAGACAAUAAUGGUAGCACCUCGAGUCAACGCAUGACGAUAGAAGGUGAUGGAAGCCACUGUGGAGCAUCACGAGCAGACAACUGUUUCGCUUCUCUAUCUGCUGGUGCUGAUGAACACUCAAAAUGUGAUAACCCACCAUGGAAAUGUUCUCAAUGUGACAAAACAUUUGGUACUAAGUAUACUUUGAGAGUGCACGUAAAGCUUCACUCUGGAGUUAAACCAUUCAUGUGCUCCGUCUGUGGUAAAAGAUUUUCCCAGAAGGCCCAUUUAACCACACACACCAGAAUACACACCGGAGACAAGCCCUUCUCUUGUGCGGUAUGCACCAAAAGCUUCAUUGAUAACUCCGCAAUGAUUAAACACACGAGGAUUCACACCGGCGAGAAACCUUUUGCGUGUUUGGUCUGCAGUUUAACUUUCAGCGAUCGCUCCAAUUUAGGGAAACACAUGAGAAGGCACACGGGAGAAAAACCUUUCGCCUGCUCGCUUUGUGGGAAAAGAUUCUCGAUAAGGGGGCGCCUGAUAACGCACAACAGAACGCACACCGGGGAGAAACCUUUCACCUGUAACUUGUGCGGUCUAAGUUUCAGCGAUCGCUCGGGAUUGGCACACCACACGAGGACACACAUGGGGCAGAAACGCUUUUCCUGCUCUGUUUGUGGGAAACAAUUCAGUCAAAGAGGCGCUUUCACAAAACACAUGCUUGUUCAUGCUGGUGAGGAGAAUGAUGAUUCUUUAAAUAAGCACUGCAAAAACAAUUAGGACUCUUGUGUAAGGGUAAAAGAGUGUACAUUUAAUGAAUAAAAAGUUUUUAUUCCGUGGUAGUUAUGGGCUGAUAUUUGUGCCAUUAGAGACAAUCUGAAAAUUCUAAACUGAAUCUGAAUGACUUAAUUUGAAUCUUAAUUACUUAAAAUACGUAGUUUGAAAUUGUAUUUUUUUUAUCUGAAUCCUUGCAUUAAAAACUGAGAAUUUUAAUUUGAAAUUGGAUAUUCAAUGUUAUUUUUUUCACAGUCAGCUUGCAAAACUAACAUUCAAAUUGUAAAGUCAAAAUUCAAGUUGGAAAAUUCAAAUUCAGAUCGUAAAAUUCAUAUUCAGAUUUUUGUGACUCUAAUCCAGGCAUUUCGACAAAAGCAAUCGAUCGCGAGACAAUGAUUAUUUCCUCGACCAAUCAGUACCUUUACUAGGAGUGGGAACCUCUUGGUACCUCACGAUACGAUACGAUUUGCGAUAUUAAGCUCACGAUAACGAUGAUCUGACGAUAUGGCGAUACUACGAUUAUCAAUACUUUGGUCAGGAAAUCAUUCUACAAACAAUUAAUAAACAGAUAAAUAAACAAGUUUCUGCUGUGAAUUGGAAUGAGUUUAUCACUAGGAGACGUCCAAUCCAUUUGUACUGGGAGGGUGGCAGCGAAUGAACGAUUUGCUGCCAUCCCUCCCACUUCAAACGGAUUGAACGUCUAUGGCCGUCAUUGGCAGUCAAUGCCAGGCAAUGCCAGGCAAUGAGGUAAUUUUGGGCCAUUUCAGG
This is a messenger RNA of Corythoichthys intestinalis (scribbled pipefish), 3328 nucleotides long. Its product is annotated as zinc finger protein 250-like. The transcript has 5 exons. The record is from RefSeq and is a predicted model, not a curated record. The coding region runs from base 407 to 2566 and encodes 719 amino acids. Lineage: Eukaryota; Metazoa; Chordata; Actinopteri; Syngnathiformes; Syngnathidae.